Solea senegalensis (Senegalese sole) is the source of this 1424-nucleotide messenger RNA. RefSeq names its product fATP synthase c subunit lysine N-methyltransferase (gene atpsckmt). Gene Ontology annotation, cellular component: mitochondrion. The transcript has 4 exons. Gene Ontology annotation, molecular function: protein-lysine N-methyltransferase activity. Lineage: Eukaryota; Metazoa; Chordata; Actinopteri; Pleuronectiformes; Soleidae. The record is from RefSeq and is a predicted model, not a curated record. The coding region runs from base 119 to 793 and encodes 224 amino acids. Gene Ontology annotation, biological process: regulation of mitochondrial ATP synthesis coupled proton transport; positive regulation of proton-transporting ATP synthase activity, rotational mechanism; peptidyl-lysine trimethylation.
GGGCUUCUGACAGCGUUGCACAGGUCGACUGUCAACGUUAGGACGUCGGGGUUUUCGUCGCUACGUCUUUGUUAGUUGUUUAAACAUUGAGUUCAGUAAUAUGUGAUUUUUUUUAAUCAUGUCACAGCAGGAGCUUUUUGGCAACUCCGCCGCAGAACCUCGCGGUGACAGCGCUCCUGCCGUCGGGAGCAAGAGCAAAAGCCGCCUGGGUCUCAUCGUCACCGGGGUGGUGGGAGGCUCGCUGGUCGCCCUGUACGCAGUUGCGACACCGUUUGUUGUCCCCGCACUGAGAAAAAUAUGCCUCCCGUUCGUUCCGGCGACCACCGCUCAGGUGGAGAACGUGCUAACGGUGCUGAGAGCCAGGACAGGUUCUCUGGUGGACAUCGGCAGUGGAGACGGGAGGAUAGUGAUAGCAGCAGCCAAACGUGGCUUUCAGGCCUCAGGCUUUGAACUCAAUCCCUGGCUUGUGUGGUUUUCUCGCUACAAGGCAUGGAGAGAGGGAGUUCACUGUUCCACCACAUUCCACAUCUCAGACUUGUGGAAGGUCAGUUUCGCUCAGUUCUCCAAUGUGGUCAUUUUUGGAGUUCCUCAAAUGAUGGAGCAGCUGGAGCUGAAGCUGACAAGGGAGUUGCCGUAUUCAGCCAAGGUGGUGGCCUGUCGCUUCCCUUUCCCCACCUGGGUCCCUGAACGCAUCGUUGGCGAGGGCAUAGACACUGUGUGGUUGUACGACGCCAAGACAUUUAAAUCACAGCAGCAGCAGCAAGAGACAACAAGAAAGACGAUGCCAGAAUAAGAGGACACAUGAGUGUGAACACUGGGAACUGUGAUUCUUCUGUGAACCGUUUUUAAAUCCGCAAAGCUUCUACUCUUUUUUUUUGUUUUUUUAUUCCACCUUAAAGGCACAGUAUGCAGCACUUGAAGACUGCUAAUUGUUGCAGUUAAGCACACACGUCAGAUCAAAACAGAAGCAGCUUGUGUUAGUCACCAAUGAAAACAGACGUAUAAUGUCAUCAAAUUACUUUUAAGUCCAGAAGGAACGAGAUCAGCUCCAGAUCAUGGAUUAAAUGCAAACAGUGGCGAUUCCUAGUUGUAAUAAAGUAUUGCUCUGUAUAACUUGAUAUCAUCAAGGAAGAUAAUUUUGUUUUAAACUUUGAAUGAAAUCUCUUAUUGUUUCCAGACAGAUAAAGGUGUUACCAAGAGGUCAGUUAAUGUUUCGAGGCUGUUUAACUACAUUGUUUUGAAUGGUAUCAUACAUCAUGGGUGUGUGGUUUUAGUAUUUAUUAACUAGAGAAAGCACUCAGCGAGCACAAACCUUUGCCAAGGCUGCAAAAGUGAGUACAUUAUUGAUCGAUUGUCACCUAUUUUAAUAACCGUUUAAUUGGUUUUAGUGUUUUUAAAUAAUUAAAAUGAAUUCUGACUUUUCA